Molecule: messenger RNA, 872 nt
Organism: Lolium rigidum
Lineage: Eukaryota; Viridiplantae; Streptophyta; Magnoliopsida; Poales; Poaceae
Product: cytochrome B5-like protein
Exons: 6
Coding region: 236-598 (120 amino acids)
Cellular component (GO): intracellular membrane-bounded organelle; membrane
Molecular function (GO): heme binding
Source: RefSeq, a predicted model, not a curated record
UCAACGAGGUCAGCCAAAACGCCUACGAGACUCGACGAAGAGCUGUAGUCUACCGUAUCGGGCCGGAGCUCACUCGAGCCUUUUCGAUUCUUAUCUCUUCUUGUUCGCAAGUGGUUGUGUGGAACGGCGACGAGACUCAACUGGUGGCCUGGUGCUCGACUACCGUGGAUCGACUUUUACUUUCGUCGAGAGUUACUUGCAUCACUGGAAAGUUCUAUAAUACCAGAGGAGCAAGAUGGAAAUUAUUAUCAUCAUCUCACUUCUCAUGCUUCUGGCAGUAGGAGUUUGGUUUAUAAUCCCAAAUUCCCAGAAAAAAGGCAAAGCAAAAGAAACGAAAUCAGGUUCUACUGGAAAGACAUCUACUAGCUUUUCAAAGGAGGAAGUCUCAGAACACAACACGAGGAAGGAUUGUUGGAUAAUUAUUAAGGAUAAGGUUUAUGAUGUCACUCCUUAUGUGGAGGAACAUCCGGGCGGAGAUGCCAUUCUAAACAAUGCUGGAGCUGAUUCCACAGAGGGCUUUUUUGGCCCACAACACGGCACUAGAGUCUUUGAUAUCAUCGAGGAUUUCUGCAUUGGCCUAUUGAAGGCUUCAUCGUAGAGUGGUGGAGAAGGGAUUGCAUUAUGUUCAUUGAUGAUUUAUUGAAGCCAAAGCAUUAGAAGCUGCAGAAUAUAUAUGUUUUGAACACACAAUCAUCAGCAGUUAUGUUGUUGAUGUUAGAGUGAAAUUCUUUUGCAGCUAUAAAACCCAGACCUGGCCUGAGCUUUGUAAUGUAACCCAUCUUUCAGUAGGAACUCUGUAGACAUAUUCAGACAACUAACUGCUGUGGUUGUACAUUUCUGCAUGCUUUUUCUCCUUCACCGAGACUCCUAAA